AUGUAUUGUCAUCAAUUGAUUUUUACAUUGAUCAUUGUGGUCGCGACUAGUGAAUAUAACAUAUUCAUUACUGCUGCUGAUCCAAGUGCACCAGUUUGGCCAGUUGCCUUUCAAGAAACCUUCGUUGAAACAAGUACUUUACCAAUAAUUGGAACAGGUACAAAUAUCAAAGGAACUUAUUAUUAUGAUUUCGAUCAAAAAGCUGUUCGUAUCGAUCGUUCAACAGGCAAAUAUGAUCGUUAUUGUAGUUCAAUACAUGCUUUUGCAGACACACCAUGUACUCAUCUUGUUGUAAAAGGUCUUCGUUAUCUUGUAUUUCCAUCAUUAAAAUCAUGUUGUGCAUGUUGUACAUCCGAAAGUGGUUGUGGUAUUGUAAAACCUGAUUGGUUAUCUGAUUCAACAUUUAUUGGAUAUAAUACAACAGAUUCAAUUAAAUAUCAAGUAUGGGAUAAAAAAGGUUUACAAGAUAAUUUCUAUUGGCAAGUUGACAGUACUCAAGCACCAUAUGUAAUUGAUCAACGUCCUAAUGAUUUAAUGGUAUUUGAUAUAACUAGUUUUAAGAAAGGUGCUAUUGAUCCAAGUAUAUUUGCCUUACCUUCAUAUUGUUCAAAAGAUCAUAAAUGUCCUCUUCUAUCUGUUUGCACUGUAGCUUGA
This is a messenger RNA of Adineta steineri, 654 nucleotides long. NCBI's taxonomy places the organism in Eukaryota, Metazoa, Rotifera, Eurotatoria, Adinetida, Adinetidae. The record is from the annotation of a GenBank genome assembly.